Molecule: messenger RNA, 5897 nt
Organism: Closterium sp. NIES-67
Lineage: Eukaryota; Viridiplantae; Streptophyta; Zygnematophyceae; Desmidiales; Closteriaceae
Source: the annotation of a GenBank genome assembly
AGUUAUGAUCCGAUCUAUCUGGUCCGUCUGAUCUGGUCGAUGAUCAGCCCGUUCAUGGCUCUUUACUACGACGCGGGAGUCGCGGCCCGGCAGCCGCGCGCGUUCCAACCCGAGCCUCUCUGAUCGGACCUGAUCCCGUCCGUCCGUUUCAAUUCCCGAUUCUCGAUUCUUCAUUCCCGAUUCCCCCUACUCGAUUCCUACUUUCUGUGCGCAUCCUCUGCGUGCUUCCCUCCUCAAGCCCUUCCCGACUCUAGUUUUCUUGCCUCCAGUUUUCUCCGUCCGUGCUCUCGACGUUUCGCGGUAGGUGUUCCUCAGCCAGGGCCAAUGUUUUCCGGGAGCAGGAAGUACGGUACGCCAGGGCGACGCCCCAGCCCGGCGACCGCGCGCGAGUCGUCGUCGCCGUCGCAAUCGCCGGCGGGAACAGCCACAGCAGCAGCUCGCGCCGCGUCGCCGAUCGCGGCGGCGCAGGCGGCGCACGUUGCGGCAGCGCUCUCCGCGAUCCCCGGCUCGCCGCCGUCGCCCAGCUUCGGGAUCGGAGUCGGGGUCGGCUCCUCCUCGCCUGCUGCGUCGCCGUCGCCCCAGCCGUUAUCAUGGCACCCUGCAUACCAGCAGCAGUUCCCGGCUCGCUCUAGGUCGCCCGCGGGUCGUUCUCCUUCCGACCGAAGCCGUCAAGCCCCAUCCUCGUUGCAAGCGCCCGCGUUUCACUGGAGCGCGGGGCAAGGGGGUGCCGAGCCCGUGGUGGUGUGCGAUUUGCCUAAGGAAGUGGUGGCGGCACACGAGGAGGCCGUCCGCUCUCACGACGCAGCGUCCUUCUCGGCCCCUCGAGCCAACCUCGACCCUGCGUCCGGCUACGCGUGGGUCUUUCUCUCCCACCGCCUCUUCCUCUGGAGCUACGUCGCCAGCCGCGUCCCCUCCCACUGCAUUGCGCUCACUCUCCCCCGCUCCGCCCUUCCCGGUAGCGCUGACGCUGCUGGCGGUGGUGGUGCUGGUGGGGUUGGUGGGGUUGGAGCAGGGGUGGGGAGCGGUGGAGGGGGGCGGGCGAGAGGGAGUGAUGGACAUGCGUGGCUGGUCGGGCUUGUGCCUGUGUUUGCAGGGAGAGGGGAGGUGCAAGGAGGAGAGAAUCGGGGGAGGAGUCAGGGGAUGGAUGUGGAUGGAGGGGAAGGCACGGACGGGGGUGGUGAUGCUGCUAUGGCUCUUGCUGGCGAUACUCAGAACGGAAGUGGUGACGGUGUCACUGGUGGCGCUUCUUCCAGGCUGGCUGCGUUGCGUGUGGUUGCUUGUAACCGUCGCACCAUGUGUGUUGCCUACUGGCCGAACGCCCUCCCUGCUGCCACUGCUGCUACUACUGCCGCUGCUAGCGGUAGCGGUAGAGCAUCUCCCCUUGAGCCGAUAAUAGGCAAGGCGCCGGAAGGGUGGGGGGUGGGACAGGCGGGAAGAAAGGGCGGGAGCUUUGGGUCAUCGGGUCGUUUCAAGGACAUUGUAACGAGCAUGGUGGUGGUGGACGCGACGAAGGGGCGUGGGAAGGGAAGUGGGGCAGGGAGGGUGGGAGACGGAGAACUGCCAGACGAGCAGCAGCAGCAGCAGCAGCAGCAGGAGCGUGCGGUUGAUUGCAUUGCUGUUCUAGGAUGCAGUAACGGCGAGCUCUGGCGUGCCGAAUGCUCCUCUUCCCCUCCUUCUCCGGCUGCUGCUGCUGCCACUGCUGCAACCGUCACUGCCACUGACCCCUCCUCCUCCUCCUCCUCGCCCCCCGCUCUCCGCCCGCCCGUUGCCUUCUCUCGCUUGGAAAGACUCGAGGCAGCCCUCCCCGCAGCAUCCCCUUCCGCGUCAGCAGCAGCAGCAGCCAGUCGGGGCCUGACACCUGGCAUGGCUCCAGGCAGCCUCAGCGUGGCAGCUGUACAGUCACUGACGGUGGUGCCAGCAACGGGAGGUGGAGGGGGAAGGGGAAGAGGGAGCGGAGAGAAGGCAGGAGACUUAGAGAUGAAUAAGGGGGGCACUGGUACUGAGACGGGCGGAACCGUUAGGAGGUCCAAACGGCUUUCGAAGACGGUGGGGAAACAGCAGUCACAGCUGCAGAAGGAGGGAGCAGAGGGAAUGGAUACGGAUGCAGGUGCAGGGGAGGGGGAUGCCGCUGCUGUUGGUGCUAAUGUUGGUGCUAGCGCUGGUGGUACCUUUGACUUGCUGCUGCUCACAGCGAUUGGGUUAGAGCUCUGGCAAAUCUCCCAAGAACCAGGGGGGAAGGGCCGGCUGAUCUGGGCCGUUGAUCUGCUCUCGGAUCUCGACGUACAGAGGGCUCUGAUUGGCCAGAAGCGCACGUGGCUUCUGGACGCGCAGGUAGCAACUGACGAAGAGGUCUCUUUUUCUCUCCCCCAACUCCGCUCCUCUCUCCCCCCCAUCCCUCAGCUGCCCCCUCCUUCCCCUUCUCCUGGUCAAUCUCCGGCUCCAUUUUCGGGCCAGGGUAAGAGUGGGAGGCAGAAAGGAGCAGGGGAGGGGAGGGGGCCUGAGACUCCCGGGGGUGUGAUGACUCGCAGAAUGGCUGCUAAGGCGCGCGCAGAGAGAAUGGGAGGCGGAGCGGGGAAGGAGGACGAGCAGCAGCAGCAGCAGCAGCAGCGAGAGAAGGGUGACGGGAAGCGGGGAGAGGCGGACGAGGAGGGGGAGGGGGGUGUUGGGGGGGAGGAGGGUGAGGAAGGAGGGGAGAGUGGAAUGGAUGUGGUGGUGCUGGCAGCAGUGCUCGUGAAGGACCGGAGCGUUGGGUUCGGCAGCUGUUUCCUGCAGUACUGGCUGCUGCGCUUUGCCAUUGUGCCCUCUUCCGCCCCUGCUCACUGCCUGCCCUUGAACCCUAAGCCCCUCUGCGAACCUCCACCAUCCACUGCCUUCGCCGCCCCUGGCAACACUGCCGCCUACUCCGAAGCAGCAGCAGCGGCUGAAGCAGCAGCAGGUGGCACGGUGGAGAGGUUUCGGCUGCGGUUGAAGCAGGCGCCGCUGCUGGUGGUACCGCGGGCGAAGGUGGAGGAGGAAGAGGCGAUGUGUGCUCUCUCCCUGCGCCUAGGUGGGCGGCCCAGGGGCUCUGUGCUGAUUCUAUCCGGGGAUGGAGCAGCCACUCUAGUGCAGCUGCAGGAGGGGGCGAGGGAGAGGCAGGAGGGGAGUGGGGUGGGGUAUGGGCAGGGGAGUGCGCAAGGGGGUGGGCAGGGGGUGGUUCAGAAGCAGUUGUAUCAGCUGGAUCCCAUGGGGGGCAUGGGGAGGGUUCUGGCCGCUGGGGUGUUCCGGCGGGGAAGGGAAGAAAUGGGGGAUGAGGAGGAGGGAGAAGGGAGAGAGGAGGUUCAGGUGGGGGAGAAGGGAGAGAGAAAGGAGGCGCAGCAGCAGCAGCAGGUUGGGGAUUGGUUGCUGUUGACGGAGAGGCGAGGGGUGUGUGCGUUACCCAUGGCUGUAGUGGACGGGAGGGCAGGAGAGGGUCGGUUGAAUAAGGCACCUCGACCUGGGGAGCUGUACGGGGUUGGAGGGAGGAGUGCGGAAGAUAUCGGUUAUCUGGAGGAGGACGGGAGAGUGAGAGGGGCGGAUGGAGGGGAGGGAGGAGAAUUGGGAGUGGAGGGGCGGAAAUCUAUGGAAGGGCAAGAGCGAGAGGGAGGAGGGGAGGAGGAGAGGGAGGAGGAGGAGAGGGAGGAGGAGAGGGAGGAGGAGGAGCAGGAGGAGGCGGAGGAAGCGGAGGAGGAGGAGGCGUGGGAGGAGGGAGGGCCGGCAGUGCUAGUGAGCAGUCUCUUUGACGAGUUCCUGUCAGCUGCAGCAGCGGUAGGAGGCGGGAUAGAAGCCAGCAUUGCUGCUGCGGCUGAUGCGGGAGCCACUGGGAUAACCGGACCAGGAGGAGCAGCAGGAGGGGUAGGAGGAGCAGGAGGAGCAGCGGGGGGGGGAGGAGGAGGGGGAUUAACAGGGGCUGACUCUGGGUCCCGGAUUCUCCAGCGCAUGUUGCAAGCAGGGGCGUUUGAGGCGGAGGGAGAGUCGAGCCCCUUUGUGCGGUGCAGCCUGUCGAUCAUCGACGCCCUCACCAAGCACUGGGGCGCGGACGAACCCACCACCGGGCCUGCAACCACCGCAGGGCUCAGAACCCCCUCCUCUGCUGCUCGGGGGGCGGAAGAGAGAGGGGGGGGGACAGCGCGGGAGGGAGGGCAGGGGGGAGUGGCGGCGGGGGGGUUUUCAUCGUCAGGCAAGCUUGGGGUGAAGCAGUGGCAGCACGACCGCUUCCUGGAGUUCCUGCAGGCGUCGGGGGCACAGCAGGAGCUUGCAGUCAGGCAACCCCUCGCCCUGCAGCUGAUCCUGGAGCACGGGGAGCGGCUGGCCGCUGUGGCUCACCUCAGGACCCUGCACUCCUCACUUGCUGCCACCGCUUCCAACCUGCAACAGCAGCUGCAGCAGCAGCACCAGCAGCAGAUGCAAAGGCAAGGUUCACCCUCCCCGUUCGCCUCCCCUUACCUGCAAUCGCCUGCACCCAAAGCGGCCUCGCCCUUGCCCCAGACUCCCACGUCAGCCUCUGCCGCAGCAGCACGCGCUGGGGAGGGGUAUGAUGAGCAAGUGGGGGAAGAAGCAAGGAUGGAGAGAGAGAGGGAGGCAGCAGAGGUGGCCGCGACGUCACUGUGGCGUGUGGUGCAGGAUGCGGGGGAUAGGAUUCGGAGAGGCAGUGUGUUUCUGCUGGAGCGGGAUCGAAGCCAGGUGUUCUUUGCUCGUACUUCGGAGGCUGGUCUGGAGUUUUUCUCUGCUCUCGCUGCCGCGUUUUCGGAUGCUGCUGGGGCGGUGGAGAGGGGGAGGAAGGACGACGCUUGGGCUGCGGGAAAUCGUGCCGCUACUAUGACAGCCGCUGCUGCUGCUGGUGCUGCUGGCGCUGCUGGGGUGACGCAGUCAGGCAAGAAACCGGCCCUUUUUACACCAGGAAAGUUCAACGAAGCUCAGGGAGACCCCAGCACCGGCACCGGCGAAACAGCAGCAGUAGCAGCAGCAGCAGGUUCCCCUUUUUUACCUGCAUACCUCACUACCCCUGCCCCUGGAACACCUACCCUCUCGCACUUCCCUUCUCCCUCUCCGUUCUCCACUCCGUCACACUUCCCACCUCCUGCUGCCACAUCUGCUGCUGCUGCUACAGGCGUGGGCGUAUCUGCAUCAGCGGCAGCAGCAGCUGCACGCAGGCACUUGGCCCGAGCGGCCACUCUGGUCGAAGCAGCAGUGGGCAGCCUCGGCGCAGCGGAUCGGUACCGAACCGACAAGGCUCGGUGGUACCCGGACCUGGGGCGGCUGGCUGGGUCGGACCUAGGGGGGGUGCGCAGGGCGAAGGGACGAGGGAGAAAACGGAGGGGAGGGAGAGGAGUGGGGGGAGUGAGAGGAGGAAGAGUGAGAGGAGGCGGCGGAGGAGGAGGGAUAGGGGAUAUGUGGCGGUGGGUAGAGCGGUGGGAGCCGUGGGCGUGCAGUGGUGCUGUGAGGGCUGCACUCUGGUCGCUAGUAGCCACUCUAAUUCAACUGGAGUCCACAGCACAGUGGGACGAGGACCAAUUGUCCCUCCUCCACCGUCUCUCCCUCUCCCUCUCCUCGCUCCUCCUGUCUGCCUUUGCCACUGCGCUCGAGGCUCGGGAUGUGGCGGGCAAGGGCGAGCAGGAGGGGGAGGAGGAGCAGCAGGAGCGGGAGGUGCUUGAGAAGGAGUACUUUUGGAAGAGAGACUUUUUGCUGAGCGUGCUCGUGCAGAGGGCGAUCGGAGCAGCAGAGGCGUCAGAGGUACAUGCUCCCUUUGUGACCCCUCGGCCGCCCUGCGUGCGUCGGUAGCAGCCCCGUUUGCCCUGGCGCGGCAGCACUGCAGCUACGCCACUCUCUUCCACGUCUGCCGCUACCUGCAGGACGUGUCGCUGUUGGAAACACUCAUGGUG